UGCCGGUUUAUACAGAGGCCUGCACACAGCACAAAAUCCAUAAGACUGUGUUAAUGCUUGCAGGUAUGGUGGAUAAUGAUUGCUAGGGAAGAUCAUACAGUGUAACACUGUAACACAAAUGUAAAUCCACCGCCAUCACAUUAAACAAAUCGAUUGACAAGCGUGAUUGGCUUAUGAGUAAUGAACCAACUGAAGAGUAUCUCCUGGAGUUCACUGGACGAGGUUGAAAAAGUGGGUUGUGGAAGCUUUGGAACAAUAUUCAAAGCAAAGCAUAAAGAAUGGCAGAUACAUGUGGCUGUGAAGAAACUAAAUGGAGAUGUGUCCCAGGGUCUGCAAGAGCUUAUUUCAGAGGCAAAAAAGAUGAAUCACGCUGCAGAUAGUCCUCAUGUUGUUCGUAUGCAUGGGAUUUUGAAAGACGAUACAGAGGUGGAACAAGGCAUUGUGAUGCAAUACAUGGAGAUGGGCAGCCUUUUCUCGUUCCUUCAAAGACAUGAAAAUAUUGAUUGGGCAUUAAAAUUCAGAAUAAUUUAUGAAACAGCACUGGGUAUGAAUUGGCUACAUAAUCUUUGCCCCCCACUACUACACUUGGACCUUAAAACCAAGAAUGUCCUUUUAGAUGAAGACUUUCAUGUAAAGAUCUCAGACUUUGGUCUAUCUAACUAUUCCCCUAACUGUGGGAAGGAUAUUGGUGGAACCCUGGCAUAUAUGCCUCCUGAGGCACUUAGCUCUAACACUGGCUACAAGCCAGACAAAUCCUUUGAUGUUUACAGUUUUGGCAUCUUGACCUCUGUGGUGCUGACAGGAAAUGAACCAUAUCCUGAUGCUAGAUCUAUCCUAAUAGUGGAACGUAUUCCUAAAGGGGACAGGCCUUGUCUAGAAGCCUUGAAAAAAGUACUUGAAAAAACUACUGUGACGUGUUUAGACAAGGCAAUUGAAUAUACUGAACUAUGCUGGCAUAAUGACAAGAACAAGAGACCUCCCUUCAGUGAUUGCUGCAACAAAUGGGAAAGGUUGUAUUUACCCCAUAAGGCUGGGGUACCCAGAGCAGUGAUGUCUUUAAUUGAUCAGUUGCCAAAGACAGCACAUCCAGACACACCAGAUACAUCAACAACUGCCAGCAGCGACAUGACAGGAGCCAUACAAAGAUUUGAGCGUGUGCUAAAGAUCACUCAGAAGCCCUCUUGUAAUUUAAAUGCAGCACCUGUGAAGAAAAACCCAACAGAUUCUUACAAAACAUCAAAUCAACAAUAUUCACAGAUGCCCCGAUAUCCUAUGCCCCAACAUGUUGCAAGACCAAUGAUUUAUGGUCAAAGACAUUCACAUAUAUUUCAACAACCAGGUUAUUCUUUUCGUCAGCCACAGUUCUUUUAUAGUAGACCACCAUCUCAGGGUUAUGGAGAUCCCUAUCAAGCUCCUACGUAUUCAAUAAAUAUUCAUGGGUCUUCUAAUGGAGUUCAGAUUGGGAAUAACAAUGUUAUGUAUGUAAAAGAAAACAGACAAACAUACCAAAAUCCAAGUACCAGAUUAAGGACACCCAAUCAGCCACGUGGCACCCCAACAAGACAGGGCACCAUUCCGAAGGCAACAUGGCAAAGCCAGAAUGUUGGACAUUCUCAAACUGUACUGCAAAAUGAGCAGCCAUCCAAUACCUCUAAUGCAAAUCAAACAGGAAAUGUACCUUCAACACAGAUCUGUCCUCCACCAGCUACCUCAGUAAACAACUUACAGCUAAGUAACAUCCCAUGUCAGCAUGACAAAAAUGCUAUAGUUCAGGAAAACACAGAACGCUGUGCAGUGAGGUCUCAAUCUAAAUCCCAGGAUCCCCAGCAAAGUCAGCAAACACCACCCCAUAAAAAUACCCAACAAGACAAAAACAACAAGCUUAACUGAUAAAGUCUAAAGUAUUCACCACAGUUAACAGACUGCAAUGCAAUGCAGUUAUAGAGCUGUAUGGGCAUCACUACACUACCAGAUACACCGCUCUACCCAUUACAACAGUGCUCUGUAAUGAUUAUAGUCCCAUGUCCUCAUGUGACUUACAAUGCAGGAAGGUAGGUUUCCCGAUGUCUUCCUAAUACUAACUACCCUAAUGCAGCAAGCUUCCUUAAAGAACGACUGUCACCCUCAAAUCUA
Messenger RNA from Pelobates fuscus (common spadefoot toad), 2133 nucleotides. RefSeq names its product receptor-interacting serine/threonine-protein kinase 3-like. Lineage: Eukaryota; Metazoa; Chordata; Amphibia; Anura; Pelobatidae. Gene Ontology annotation, molecular function: ATP binding; JUN kinase kinase kinase activity. The coding region runs from base 181 to 1890 and encodes 569 amino acids. Gene Ontology annotation, biological process: protein phosphorylation. The record is from RefSeq and is a predicted model, not a curated record. The transcript is spliced from 13 exons.